Elgaria multicarinata webbii is the source of this 1029-nucleotide messenger RNA. RefSeq names its product olfactory receptor 6F1-like. The record is from RefSeq and is a predicted model, not a curated record. Gene Ontology annotation, biological process: G protein-coupled receptor signaling pathway. The transcript has a single exon. The coding region runs from base 1 to 1029 and encodes 342 amino acids. Gene Ontology annotation, molecular function: G protein-coupled receptor activity; olfactory receptor activity. NCBI's taxonomy places the organism in Eukaryota, Metazoa, Chordata, Lepidosauria, Squamata, Anguidae. Gene Ontology annotation, cellular component: membrane.
AUGGAGAAUCUAACUAUCAUUACAGACUUCAUCCUGCUUGAUUUUCCAGAACUGCAUCAGCUGGAGUAUUCCAUGGGUGUCUUCCUCCUUGCAUCUUACCUGCUCACCUUAGCUGGGAACAUCACAAUCAUUUUCAUCAUCACUCACAACCAUCAACUACACACCCCCAUGUAUUUCUUCUUAUGGAACCUUUCCUGCUUAGAGAUCCUAAUUACAACCUCCGUAGUGCCGAAGGUGCUGGCAAGCCUGUUACUAGGUUUCAGAUCCAUUUCAUACCCAGCUUGCCUUUCCCAGUGCUAUUUCUUCUUCUUUUUGGGAAGCAGCGAGUUUGUCCUUUUAGCAGUCAUGUCGUAUGACCGUUAUGUGGCCAUUUGCAAUCCGCUAUGCUACGCAUCCAUUAUGAGUACUAAACUCUGCCUGUGGCUCGUUGUGGCAUCUUGUGCUGCUGGCUUUUUGGCUACCAUUCUCCCAACCAUCCUGGUUGCAGGUCUUCCCUUUUGUCAUGGCAAUGAAAUUGAUCACUUUUUCUGUGAUAGCCUGGCCUUGAUGAAACUGGCUUGCUCUGACACAAGCCUGGUGGAAUUGGUGAGUUUCUUCUCAUCCUCAGCCACUAUUCUGAGCUCUUUAAUUUUCACAGUAGUGUCUUACACUUACAUAAUCACAACCAUUCUCAAAAUUCAAUCUGCCUCUGGGAAACACAAGGCAUUCUCUACCUGCUCCUCCCACUUGAUCAUUGUCAUUCUUGGCUAUGGCAGUUGUAUCUUCAUGUAUGUACGGCCUUCAGGCAGCAACCCCUCAAUAAAUAAGAUGGUUUCUUUGAUCAAUACAGUGCUGACACCUGUGCUGAGCCCAUUCAUUUUCAGUUUGAGAAAUAAGCAGGUUAAAGAUGCUGUAAAAGCAGCUUUCAUUAGUUGGGCAGGCUACUUAAAAAGUAACCCAAAGUUGGGACAUGGGUUUUCAAAAAGAAAGCAAGAGAAUGGAAAAAAGGGCAGGAAUGAAUGUAAAGCAAAAUGUCUUUUUCCUUGCUAG